CCGAAUUGCACCGAAUCCUUCACCGAUUUUAUUUUCGAUUUUAGUUAUUCCCAGGUUUGCCAAGGGGAAUCGUUUAUUUUUGUUGUUUAUUUUUUAUUUUUUCAUCAGUCAAAAAAAACAUACAGAGACAACACACCAACACACAUCUCUCUACCAAUAUUAAUUAUUGAUUUUAUAAAAACAAUAAUUAAAAAAUUAAAUCUUUACGAUAUUUAUUAUAAUAAAAUAUAUAAAUUACCUAUAUUAAAUUUUAAUUGGAGUGACAAGUGUUGAAAUUAAACCACACAUAAAAUUAGUAAAAAAUAAAUAAAUAAAUAAACAACAACAACAACAACAACAACAACAACAACAAUAAUAAUAAUAAUAAUUGUAUAUAUACAAGGAUCAUAUGUGAUCAUAUUCAAUGAUAUUUGUCCUUCAAUAAAAUAUUAAUGACAUAGAUGAUUGUUAAUUAACCAAAAAAAGACAGAAAAUAAAUUGAAUAAAACACAUGUAUAUCAAUUUUAAAUAAUUGAUAAAUAAAAAUAAAAAAAACACAAUUGUUAAUUUAUAAGAGAGAUGCCAUCAAUGUCAUCAUCAGUUCAUUCAUCAAAAGUAAGAUCCCAUGCAAAGAGUUUACGUGCAAUGGCUAAUCCAAGUGCGGUAUGGGCACAUUUUGAUUUAUGUAUUAAUGAUCCAUUAAGAGCACAAUGUAGAAUUUGUGAAUCAGUUGUUGUACGUGGUGGUGCUAAUCCACGUCAAUGUGGUACGACAAAUCUUCACAGACAUUUGAGGGUUCAUCAUGGUGGUAGACUUGUUGGCCGAAGAUAUGUAACUGAAACAAAUAAUCAAGAAACAUCUGGUAGUAUAUCAUUGAGAUUGAGACAAUCAAUGGCACGUCAAAUGCAACAUGCACAAAAAAAACAGCAACAACAACAGCAACAACAAUAUCAUCAACCACAACCUCAACAUCAUCAUCAUCAACAACAACAACAACAACAACAACAACAACAACAACAACAACAACAACAACAACAACAACAACAACAACAACAAAAACAACAACGACAACAACAAGAAAAAAAUAAUGUUUCCAAACAAAUUAACGAAAUAUCACCGCCAAUAAUUAAAAUGCAACAAAUACAAUCACCAAGUAGUUUACCAUCACCUAUUCCACAUCCUCAACAAUCAACUGAGGUUUGUUUAAGAUGGAACAGUUAUCACAGUAAUAUGCAAACAAGUUUUCCAUCACUUCUUGAUACCGAACAAUUUGUUGAUGUUACACUUGCUUGUGAGGGUCGUUCAAUAAAAUGUCAUAAAAUGAUAUUAUCAUCUUGUAGUGAUUAUCUUGCUGAUUUAUUACGUGAUAAUCCAUGUCAACAUCCAAUAAUACUUAUGAAAGAUCUUAAAUAUUGGGAAGUUGAAGCACUUGUUAAUUUUAUGUACAGAGGUGAAGUUAAUGUAUCACAUGAUAAAUUACCAGAGUUAUUAAAUGCUGCUGAGGCACUACAAGUUAAAGGUUUAGCUGAGCCAAAUCUUCAGAAUCAAAAAUCAACAAAUUCAAUGCCAAAACAUGUACAUAAAAAUAUUCAUACCAAAGAUAUAAAACAAAAAAAAAUUGAUACAACAUUACCAGCUCUUCCAAAAAUGACAAAAAUACCAAAUGAAUCAACUGAAUCACCACGUGUCUCAUCAAAAAUUCGUAUAAGACGUUCAUCAAUAUUAAAAUCAAAAUCACCAGUUAUUAAAACUGAACCACUUGAUAUUCCACUGAGUCCAAAUGACAUUCAUCAAAUAGAUAAAUAUCAUGAUGAUAAUUAUAAUGAUGAAGAUGAUGAUUAUGAUGAUGACUAUGAUGAUAAUGAAAAUGACAAUGUUGAUUGUAAAAAUAUUCAAAGAAAUUAUAAAAAUUUAGAAACAAUGAAUCAUGUUGAUAAUUAUCAGAGUGAACUUAAUGAUGAUAAUAUUGAUUAUCAUGAAUUGCCAAAUCCACCAGAUAUUAAUAAUGAUGAUCAAAUGGAAUUUGUACCAACUGAUUUUUUAGAACAACAACAAAGUAUUAUUGAUGAUACUCAAAAAGAUAAUGAAAUAAAUACAAUUUAUAAUGAUGAUAACUAUGGUGAUGAUGAUGAAGAUGAUGAUGAAAAUGUCAAAUCUAUUGUUGAUGAUAGAAAAAAUAUUUGUAAACAAGAAAAUGUUACAUAAAAUUAAUUUAUUAAUUUGUUGAGCUAUUACCAUGAGGUACAAACCCAUUUUUCUAUCAUUUAAAUUUUUUUUCUUUUUUAAAAGUAAAAUUUUUUUUUAAUAACAAUACUCAAACCAAAUAUAUUUACAUAUGUUAAUAUUAUUAAUUAUUAUAAUUUUAUCAACUAAAAUUAUUUUAUCUAGUCCAGUUUGUUUAUUUUUAUUUUUUUUUCAUGAUAAAACAAACUCUAUCAUAAUCCAUGACCAAUUGUUAUUAUUUUAUUUUUUUUGUUUUUUAUAUUAAUAAUAUAAUUAUUUUUAUUAUUUAUAAUUUUGAUUAUUAUUGUUAACUGCAUUUAUGUGUGAAUUAAUCAAUUCAAUAUUAAACAAAAAAAAAAUCCAUGUAUUUACAUUCAAAAAAAAAAAUUAUUAUAUCAAGAUAAUCAACUAUUUUUCAUCACAAAAAACAAAAAAAAUAUAAACAAAUAAAUUUUAUAAUAAUAUACUAUUAUUUUAUUUGUAUUAUUAUUAGAAAUAAUUAAUUGUCAAAUAAAAAAAAUAAAAUAAAAUGAAUAUCAACGAAAAUAAUAAAUGGGAAAAAAAAAUUAUACCUAUAAAUAAAAUUUAUCUUGAUGUAUUUAUGGAAUAAAAUGUAAAAAUAAAUAUCUGUAUAAAUAAUAAAAUA
This is a messenger RNA of Aphidius gifuensis, 2848 nucleotides long. RefSeq names its product protein tramtrack, beta isoform-like. The coding region runs from base 559 to 2184 and encodes 541 amino acids. The transcript is spliced from 5 exons. Gene Ontology annotation, molecular function: DNA binding; protein binding. Gene Ontology annotation, cellular component: nucleus. NCBI's taxonomy places the organism in Eukaryota, Metazoa, Arthropoda, Insecta, Hymenoptera, Braconidae. The record is from RefSeq and is a predicted model, not a curated record. Gene Ontology annotation, biological process: regulation of transcription by RNA polymerase II.